Molecule: messenger RNA, 2301 nt
Organism: Cyprinodon variegatus (sheepshead minnow)
Lineage: Eukaryota; Metazoa; Chordata; Actinopteri; Cyprinodontiformes; Cyprinodontidae
Gene: dnajc18
Product: dnaJ homolog subfamily C member 18-like
Exons: 9
Coding region: 254-1423 (389 amino acids)
Biological process (GO): cellular response to misfolded protein
Cellular component (GO): endoplasmic reticulum membrane
Molecular function (GO): Hsp70 protein binding
Source: RefSeq, a predicted model, not a curated record
ACAUAGCCUCGUCUCCAUCGGUUUGUCCAUCAUUAGUCGUGGACAUCAGAAGUAAUUUUCAUUUAUGUCGCUUUAGACGUUGCUAAAAGCGACAAAAAAUUAAUUUAUGACUAUCUGGAAAUAAUGGCCCAGCGGCAGGUCCGUUUGCAGCCGGACACCGAGCACCACCGUCGGCCAUCGGGACUGUGAGUGACCGCAGGCUGCAGCGAGCUAACGUUACGCAGCUAGCCGCUGAGUAAAGCCCUUGCCCGUCAUGGACAAAGAAGAAGCAGACCGGCUCAUAGAGAAGGCCAAGCUGUGUUUACGUUCGGGCCGGAAGGAUCGGGCGCUGCAGCUGCUCUAUGAGGCGCAGAGAACCUUCCCCAGCACCAGGGCCAGAGUGCUGAUAGAUGCCAUUCUGAGAAAUGGAGGCAGUGCGUCCUCAGAAGCCAACCACGUUCCUCCGCCCUCAGGCUGGAGAGACGAGGACCUUGGAAACCAAGAAACCAGGAAUGCCAAUUCUGAUGAAAAGAAGACCUACACUGAGGAGCAGCGACAGGGUGUGUUCAGAAUAAAAAACUGCAAAGACUUUUAUGAAAUCCUCGGCGUUGACAAAGGUGCCAGUGAUGAAGAUCUGAAGAAGGCGUACAGGAAGUUGGCCCUGAAGUUUCACCCAGACAAGAACUUUGCCCCAGGGGCCACAGAUGCUUUCAAAGCAAUCGGUAAUGCAUACGCAGUGCUGAGUAACCCAGAGAAGAGGCAGCAGUACGAUCAGUACGGAGAUCAGUGUCCACCCUCUAACGUACCCCAUCACUCCGGCCACAGCCGACCCGGACACUACCGGAGCUUUUAUAGAGACUUUGAGGCCGACAUUUCACCUGAGGAGCUCUUCAACAUUUUCUUUGGUGGAAGAUUUCCCACAGGAAAUGUUCAUGUAUACACCAACCAGGGCGCCUCCUACUCUCAGUUCUACCAACCUCGUCGUCGACGGGCUCAGGAAAGGCGGGAGGAGGUGGUGGAGGAAAACCAGAGCCAGAACACCUUCACAGCUCUGCUGCAGCUUCUCCCCGUGCUGGUGUUGAUCCUCAUAUCGGUUUUUACUCAGAUGAUGGCCACUAAUCCGCCCUACAGUCUAUUCUACAAGCCGGCGAUGGGGCUGGUGGUGUCCAGAGAAACGCAGCACAUGGGCGUACCGUAUUAUGUGGACAAAAGCUUUCAGAAGGAGUACCGAGGAGCCACGCUGGAAGAACUGGAGAAAAACAUCGAGAGUGACUAUAUCGAACACCUACAGAGCAGCUGCUGGAAGGAGAAGCAGCAAAAAUCAGACUUGGCAAACCUGGGACAGCUCUACCGGGAUGAGCGGUUAAAGCAGAAGGCCGAGUCCAUGAGGCUGGAUAACUGUGAGAAACUGCAGCGACUGGUUGGCCGCCUGAGAGUGAAAUGAGGACAGUGUUGGAGGAGGAGACGUUUCUUUAGCCAAGUGUGUAAUUUGCCCUUUCUGGCCACUUUGUGCAGUGCAGCCAGUGGGGAGAUUGCGCCUGUGGAAACAACGUGCCUUCUCUUGGGCGGUAGGAAAAUAAGGAGUCGCACAGUGGCGGUGUAGCAGCAGGGGGUGCAAACUCCCUCUGGCAGGGUGUAUGAUGUCUCACAGCCGUCAAACUUUCUUAUAGAAGUGGCAUGUCAUAUGCAGUCUCCCCUGGGGGCUAAAAGGGGCGGCGUAUGUUUGGGAAACACCGUUUUAUCUGUUCAGGUUACAGUUUGUUUCCUUGUGUCUUUGUUGAAAUUUUAGAUGUAUUUAUUUGUUAGAUAACAGGGUGAAUGUUAGUCAUGAUUUUCUUUAGGAAAUUAGUGCAGAGACCUAAAUGAUACUGCAGUGUUUGGACAAAUCAGCACACGUGUAUUGCUAAAGUCACAUUGGACAUUUUAGGUGUUCCAAACUGAGAUGGAGCAAUUAAAUCUUCUGCACUUCUUAUAAUAAAAUGUUUUUUGCCUCAAAAAGCACUAAUGGUUGUACAAGAAUUUAUUACAGCUCAUUCUGAGGCUGCAUUUCAAAACUCUUGUGUAAAGAAACAAAAAGUAUUCUUGUGUGAAAAGUCUUUGAUUCUCCGAUGUGCACACGUUUCCUGAUUGUCACUGGGAGCUAUGGCAGUAUGCAUACAGCUAUAUCACACAGUGCUUUGCAGAAGUAUCCAUAUUUUCAUCAGUUUGUCACUUUAUAGCCUCAAACUUGUAUUUUUAUUGGAUCUUAAGUGAUAGAACAAAACAAAGUAGUACGUAUUUGUAAAGAAAAUAAGAAAAAAGGCAGGAAGGUUAUGUAUUUUG